Lodderomyces elongisporus is the source of this 1185-nucleotide messenger RNA. RefSeq names its product FTR1 family protein. The record is from RefSeq and is a predicted model, not a curated record. NCBI's taxonomy places the organism in Eukaryota, Fungi, Ascomycota, Pichiomycetes, Serinales, Debaryomycetaceae. Gene Ontology annotation, cellular component: high-affinity iron permease complex; plasma membrane. Gene Ontology annotation, biological process: iron ion transmembrane transport. Bases 1 to 1185 code for a protein of 394 amino acids. Gene Ontology annotation, molecular function: ferrous iron transmembrane transporter activity. The transcript has a single exon.
AUGGUCAACGUUUUCAACGUGCAAAUCUUCUUUAUUGUCUUUAGAGAAUGUUUAGAAGCAGUGGUUGUUGUCUCUGUUCUUCUUGCAUUCUUGAAGCAAGGUAUCGGUAGAGCUACAGAUGACCCCAAAACAUACAAGAAACUUCGAAAUCAAGUUUGGAUAGGGGCGAUAUUGGGUGUAAUUAUAUGUCUUAUUAUCGGUGCUAUCUUUAUUGCGUUGUUCUAUACUUUGGGUAACGAUAUUUGGUCCAAGUCUGAAGACUUGUGGGAGGGUAUUUUCUGUAUUAUUGCGACGGUGUUGAUCUCUUUAAUGGGUAUUGCUAUGUUGAGAAUCAACAAGAUGAAGGAAAAAUGGAGAGUUAAGUUGGCCCAGGCAUUAACCAAAGUGCCUGAUAAGAAAAAAGACCGGUUCAAAAUUGGGUACUUGACAAAGAAAUAUUGUAUGCUUAUCUUGCCCUUGAUUACUUGCUUAAGAGAGGGUUUGGAGGCAAUCGUUUUUGUUGGUGGUGUCGGAUUAAACUCACCAGCCACAUCUUUCCCAAUCCCAGUCAUUUGUGGCUUAAUUGCUGGAAUUGUCGUUGGUACUAUAUUGUACUACUCAGGAUCUACCGUUUCUUUACAAGUGUUUUUAAUCAUCUCAACUGGUAUUUUGUAUUUAAUCGCUGCUGGGUUGUUCUCACGUGGUAUCUGGUACUUUGAAAGUCACGUGUUCAACAAUCAAACUGGUGGUGACGCUUCAGAAAAUGGAAGUGGCCCCGGAACUUAUGAUAUCGCGAAAACUAUUUGGCACGUCAAUUGUUGCAACCCCGAAAUUGAUAAUGGUUGGGAUGUGUUUAAUGCUUUGCUAGGCUGGCAAAAUACUGCUACAUAUGGUUCCAUCUUGUCAUAUAAUUUAUAUUGGUUUGCAGUGAUUGUUACCUUGUUGUUGAUGCUUUACGAAGAAAAGACGGGUCAUUUGCCAUUUAUGAAAGGUGUUACAUUGAGAUCAUUAAACCCAAUGUAUCAUAUUAAAAACAAAAAGAAACACGAAUUGACUGAAGCUGAAAAGAAGAAAUUGUUUGAAGAUUUGAGAAAUGCUAGAAUUGGACAUGAAGAUGAAGAAGAAGAGGAUAGCGCGGUUGCUGAUGAUGUUGACGAAGUGAAGAAUGAAAGGAUUAGUUUGAGUUCAGAAAAACAGCACAACUGA